Pseudopipra pipra is the source of this 5918-nucleotide messenger RNA. RefSeq names its product T cell receptor gamma constant 1. The transcript is spliced from 6 exons. NCBI's taxonomy places the organism in Eukaryota, Metazoa, Chordata, Aves, Passeriformes, Pipridae. The record is from RefSeq and is a predicted model, not a curated record. Bases 3741 to 4655 code for a protein of 304 amino acids.
AUACUUUGUGCUUUGAACCACAAGCUCUGAACUCUGCAGCAGGAGAGGAAAAACAGCAUCUUAUGAAAACUAUUAAAUAUGUAAUGUUAACAAUCACUAUAUCACUUCAGUACUCACAUGUAUCUGCAACAUCCAGAAACUGGAGUCUUCCCGUCUCUUAAAGGUAGAUAUAUGAAACACUGCUCUUAAAAUGAAGGCUUAAUUUUACUGAAAGCACUCACCUGACAGUGAACACAGCCAGUCUCUGUGUGGGAGCUAUAAAUCUCUUCUCUCUUAAAAUGCUAGCAAGCAGAGCAAUGUCUCCAUCCCCUCAGUGCUUUCUUUUGAAAAAAAAGACAGGAAUAUGAAAGAGGGAGAGAAGACCAGAUGAUCUUGCACAUCCUUCUUCAUAUUUUUCUUUUGUCUUCCUUUGCAUUUCAGUCACUACAAAUUCCUACAACAGCCCAGAAGACCUAUUUUUAUUGUCACAAUUCCUCACCUGGUGUGUCCAAGAUAUAACUGAAAUCCUCAGCCAUGAGCUAUGCCCCAGGCAAGCAGAGCCUCUCAGAGCCUUUGGGUUAAGUGUACUGAGUUUUACAAAUCAAAUUCUAUAAUCACACAUUGGUUCUAGGAAAGAUGACAUUUUCCUGACAGCUGGUCAGAACACUGAUAUACUUUUAUGUCUUCAAGUUUCUGAACUAGGUUAGAGUGCACAUGUUCAAUAUCCUUUGAGAUAUUCCUCUAAUGCAUCUGGACCUUAAAAAUGGAGCCCAAAUAUCUCCAUGGUGGUGGGUUUACAGCUCCACAGGCUCAGCUGAACACUGUUUUUGCUCAACUUUCUGUGUGAUUUGAGUCUAUAAUGUCUUGCUAUAGAUGUUUCUGUCCUCCUCAACUAUUUGAAACACAGGUUGGACUGCAUGUGACCUCAGAUAUUAACUCAGAUAUUAACUCAGAUAUUAACUUUUGUCUUUGUAUCCUUUGGAUCUGAGGAUUUCUCACAACCAAAGAGGUUUCUGGACGGAGUUGAGAGCAACUUCCUGACACAGGUGAUUGAGCAGCCAACAAGGAAAAGUGCUCUGCUGGACCUCCAACUCACAGACAGUGGAGAACUUGUUGAGGAUGGAAAGGUCAGGGCCAGCCUUGGCUGCAGUGACCAUGAGCCACUGGAGCUCAGACUCCUGAGAGAAGACAGCAGAGCAAAAGGCAGGACCUCAACCCUGGACUUCAGGGGAGCAGACUUUAAAGUUCUUCAGAGAUCUGCUUGGAAGAGUCCUUUUGGACACAACCCUGGAGAGAAGAGGUGUCCAAGAGAGCUGGUUGGUAUUCAAGAGUCUCCUCCAAGCUCAAGAAGGGUCCAUCCUGAGAACCAGAAAAUCAAGUAGAGGCAGUAGGACUCCCUCAUGGAUGAGCAAAAAACUACUGACUGAAUUUAGGCAUAAAAAUGAAGUGUGCAAGAGGCAGAAGCAUAGGCUGGUGAUCCAGGGCCUGCUGUUCAACUAUGCAGGGAUUUCAGGAAAGAAAUAGCCCAGCUUGAAUUGAAUUUGGCAAAUGAUGUAAAGGGGAACAAGAAAGGAUUAUACAAAUACAACAGCAGCAAAAGAAGGAUGAGGGAAAGCUGCUAAGCAGGGCAGGGAAACUGGUGAGAAAUGACAUGGGAAAGCCUGGGGUACUCAGUAUUUAGUUUGCCUCAGUAUUCACACUUAAGAAUGGCCUCCAGGAAUCCCAGGCCCCUGAGAUCAGACGUAAAGUCUGGAGCAAGAAAGACAUACCCUUUGGUGGAGGAGGAUGAGGUUACUGAGCACUUAAACUGAAUACACAUAAGUUUUUGGCGCCUGGUGGGAUGCACCCACAAGUGCCGAGCAAGCUGGCCAAUGCCUCUGCAAAGACUCUCACUUGUCUUUGAAAGCUCACAACAACCAAUACAGGUUCUUGAAGACCAGAAGAAAGCAAAUGUCACUCCUAUUUUCAAGAAAGAUAAAAAGGAAGACCUGGGUAACUACAGGCAGGCACUAUCUCAAUCCCUGGGAAGAUGAUGGAACAACUAAUUCUGGAAACCAUUUACAAACAGAGGAAGAUAAAGACAGACAGGAUUAGUAGCAUUGAUCAGGAUUAGUAGCAUUGAUUUACAAAGGAGAAGCUAUUUAGAUAGCUUUAGAUCCUGAAGCACUCUACAAAGGCUUGGAUUUUGGCCAUUUCAUCUCUGACAAGUCUAUUUAGUGAUAAUUUGAACCUGGAAAGUUAUUUUGUAGAACACUGUUCUAGCCACUGCAUGUGUCCUCUUGGCAUAGACACCAUUAUGUUUGGUCUGUAAUUACUCCUACUGGGAGACUUACUGUGUUAGAAAGCUACAGUACAGAACCUAGAUAGUCUGUAAAUUGGGCAUUUAAUCACUGACGCAAUCCCUGCCAUAUUUCUUUACUCUUCAUCUGGGAUCAGGUGCCUGGGAUAAUUCUGCUGUGUGAUCAGAAGAAUAUCAAUGUACUGCUACUGUUUCAUGCAUGGCAGUUUUUUGCAACAUGGGCUUGAUUUCAGGUCCUCAACAUACAAUUGACAGUGCAGUUUUCUCUCUGAUUAACUGCAGUUGCCCACGCAGGAGACUGCUGCUGAGAUGAACGAUCUUUUCCUUGACCCUCCUCCCCACUUCACCUUAAAAUCUGUUUAUCAGUUCUCUCUUCCUUGUCACUGUUGUGUUCUGCCAGUCUUUAAGUAAUUUCUCCUUCUCACCUACCUCAGGGUGGCCAGACACAAAAUUAAACAGGCUUUCCUAUUGGGAAUAAGGGGACCCUUUCCAUUGCCUCCACACAGAGACAGGUGUCUCUCCUAGACUGACUCUUCCUGGAACCCUGCAUUCACAGGCACCUUUCCAAAGCACUUAGCAAUGUGUGCUUACCACCAGCUCACUGCAUGUAGCCAGCUGCCAGCAGAAGGGAGGCUGAACAAAUUCAUUUCCUUCGUGCCUGGCGAGUUGCAGCCCGGGCCCACCAAUCACAGGGGAGUCCCUCACAGCACCAGACCGUCUCAUUAAGAAGUCUCUCUGCCACGGCUGUUGACAGCAGCUUCUCUCUUUUGCUUUCCAGUCUUUUCUCCAGUGAGUGUUUGCAUCUCAGCUGAGCUUAGAAACUGAAAUCCUGCAGCUGUGCAUUUCCUCCCACAACCUAAGCCAAAGUGGAGGCAAGUCCCUGCCAUGCAGCUGCCCUGGUUACUGCAGGCUGAUGGCCUCAGCUGCCUUGGUGGAGGGCACCAGCUGCACAGGGGCACUCCAGGCACUUCUGUACUCUGCAGCUACGUGACUAAGGUGAAGCAGCAAAGGGUGGUUCCUAACAGGAUAGGGGAAUGCCUCCCACCCACUCAGACACUGUGCACCUCUCUGCACCCCUCAGGUGAUGGUACGCACACACUGCCCACCAGAGUCACCUCCAGGCUGAUACCUUCACUCCACAAUACAUAGCUGCUCUCACUUGCAACCUUUUCUCGGUUGCUCUGACUCGAGUUUUAUAGGGCCACCAUCCUUGGAUUUACCAAUGUUUUUCAUAUUUACUUGGAAAGCAGACAGGACUACAGGCUUUUAACCAAUUUUAGCAUGUGGCAGCCUGGAGAAGGUUUUCUGAGAAGGCACCCCAUCCUCUUGCACACAGAAAACCCAUUGCUGAAGAUCGUUAAAAAGAGUCACCUCCUCCUUCCACACAACACAGUCCCUCCCCAGCUGGCAUCCCUUUCACUCUCUUCUGAGUCUCAACAAGAGCAGAGUGCGGCAAGCAAACAUGCUGCUGCUGGCAGUGCUUGUUGCCACAGCCACUUGGUCUUAUGGAUUUGCACAGGAAAUUCCCAUGCAGAGUCCUAUAUCCAUCACCAAGUUCCAAAAAAGUGCACGAAUGACAUGUGAAAUUCAAACAUUAGGGGCAAAUUUUGAUGGUGCCAUCAUACACUGGUAUCUGCAGAAGGAGGGUGAAGCUCCAAAGAGGCUCUUGUUCCUUUCAGGAGGAAAAGCUACCGUUGAAACUGGCUUUCAAGCAAGCAGAUACAUGGUUGAAAGAAUUUCUGGUCAGCGACGGUGUGUUCUUACAAUAAAAGAUGUAAUUCCAACUGAUGCUGCUACUUACUACUGUGCCUACUGGGAUCAUUACAACAAGGUGUUUGGCUCAGGUACAAAACUUGUUGUGUCAGACAAAGGAAGCUCUCCACCAGCAAACUCGGAAAUCCUGCAGAAAAAACAUGAAAAUCAGAUAAUGUAUGUUUGUCUUAUUGAGAAAUUCUACCCAGAAGUUAUUCGAGUGACAUGGACUGAUGAAGAAAAGGAGAUAACAGAAAAUGUAGUAAAAGGUGAUGCUUGGCAACCCACAGAAGAGGAUGAAUACUCAAUUGCCACCUGGUUAACUGUACCAGCAGACAACAAAGACAAGAAAUAUUACUGCAAAUAUGAGCAUGAAAGCCAAAAGAAUUCACUGCCAUCACAAGUAAAUUCUACGAAGAAUGCUCCUCAGGAAGGGGACUGCAGCGCAAUUUUUAAUAGAGAUGUUACGUUUCCAGAUGUUACGCUUCCAGAUCACUUAAUGCACAGGACAGCAUAUUUAGUGUACAUCAUCCUUCUUCUGAAGAGCAACAUAUACUAUCUUAUCAUACUCUUCUUCAUCUACAGAAUGCGAACUCCAACCAAGCACCAAGGAAAGAAGGUGUAAAUGCUUGUUUAAGAAAAGAUUACAAUUGAUCGUGGAUUUACUUUGCUUACCUAUAUAGACUCCCCUGCUCUGUAUUAGAUGUAACAGCAAAAAAAAAAUCCCAAAAUAAUUUUCUGGCAUUACUGCAUAGGGCUCAUUUCACUUUAUUGCUAGUGUUUUUAUAUCAGUCUGGUUUUCCUAAUUUUUUUGAAUAUCAAACAAGGAUAGGCAAUAGCAGUAAUGGAUUUUAAUCCAAAGUCCAUAUUGCAAAAUGAAGAAGGUACUCAGAUUGGAAGUAGUUGUGCAUGCAGAAGAGUAGGGAUGCAAUGGUACUUUUGAUAUAUAAAGCACAGAUGAGUUUUGUCAUUGCACUUAAGGUUUAAUUAGGAGCAUUCCCGUGCAGUAAAUUCACAGAUAUUUUUCAUUUUUAUUUUCAAUGAUUUGUUGCCACUCUUAUUUAUCCAACAAAUAAGGACUUAAUUAUUCUGAAGUGAUGAGUGCUUUAAGAGACAAUUAAACACAAUUUUUAAAAGUGAACAUAGGAGUUUUGAAUGAAGAAGUCAGAUGAGAAUAAAAGCAAUUAUAAGGUGCGUGCAUACAGAAAAUGAAGAAAUCCACCAGCACAGUGAAAAUCUGCACAUUGUGUUUUUAAAGAGAGAAACCAAUCGUAAUUAUCAUAUACAUCACCUUGUUUAAAGACACCUUUUUAAACUGAGCAAAACCUCAAAUCUGAAGCUUUGAUAGAGAAAGUAUUUUCCCAAAGAAGAGAAAUUCUCAGAUGUUGGACUUUGAACUCUUAAUCUCCAAGUUCCACAAAUCAGUUCCUUUCAAGUUUAUGCAGAAAAAUAGGAAUUAGACAUACUGGGAUAAAGCACUUGCUCAGUUUUUGUCAUACGUUUGUUGAUAAGUGCUUGCAGCAUUUACACUCACUGCAUCUUUAAUGAUGAGAGCAAUAAAAGCUUUCCUCCAGCUGCAGUUGUGAGGUCUCUGUUUGUUCUCCAGAAUUUCCACAGCCUGUAUAAAGAUGCCUAGAAAACCUGAUUCAUUUCUCUGUUCAUAUAAAUUUCUCAGGAAAUCAAAGAUCCUUAAAACAUUAGUUUUCUGCUUUUCAGUUAAACAGGAACACUUUUACAGAGAACAAUAAAAGCUAAUCUGUUACAUUUUUUCUGUUGCAAAACAGAAGGCUAGGCUUUGUAAAACGGAGCUAAGCCAAGCCAGGGGGGAAAUGUUACACACAAAAGGACUGCCUGCCUCCUAGGGCUCAUGCCAUCUCCAUCACAAGGG